Sinocyclocheilus grahami is the source of this 510-nucleotide messenger RNA. Its product is annotated as microtubule-actin cross-linking factor 1-like. Lineage: Eukaryota; Metazoa; Chordata; Actinopteri; Cypriniformes; Cyprinidae. The transcript is spliced from 3 exons. Gene Ontology annotation, molecular function: cadherin binding; structural molecule activity. Gene Ontology annotation, biological process: intermediate filament cytoskeleton organization; regulation of microtubule-based process; regulation of focal adhesion assembly. The annotation marks the transcript as partial. The record is from RefSeq and is a predicted model, not a curated record. Gene Ontology annotation, cellular component: actin cytoskeleton; microtubule; intermediate filament.
AAUGGAGCAGAUGUACCAGAAUGUCAUGUCUCUAUGGCACCAACUGCAUGUUAACAUGAAGAGCGUGGUCUCCUGGCACUACCUGCAAAAAGACAUACGAAAUAUUGCCUCCUGGAGUCUGGACACAAUGCGCUUACAGGCUCCAGCAGAGAGGCAGCAGACUUUAGACAACCUUGACGCCCACUUGUCCGACUUCCUUGCAGACAGUCGCGAGAGCUCCCUUUUCACACCAACUGAACGGCGUGAGCUAGAGAGAGAAGCUGAGAACUGCCAUGAACAUUGCCAAACACUACUGGUCUCUUUGGAGACAGUGGAGAAGGAUGAGUUGGCCUCUCGCGCUUACCUCUCCGAGCUGCAGAGCAUCAAGUCCCAUCUGGAGGAUGCAGAGAGCAGACUGAUGCGUGGCAUGCAGACUCCACACCCCAGCACAAUAUCAGAAGUCGCAGACAAUGCAGUUCACAUAGCAGAGCAGGAGGUGAGGAGUGAUCAGCACAACUACUCCCUCUACUG